Molecule: messenger RNA, 3644 nt
Organism: Neolamprologus brichardi
Lineage: Eukaryota; Metazoa; Chordata; Actinopteri; Cichliformes; Cichlidae
Source: RefSeq, a predicted model, not a curated record
GGAAACUGACAUUUUGAACUAGAGAGGGCUUCGGUGGUUAACAAGAUAAAAGUUUCAGACUUUAUGCUGAUACUUAUUUUGUAGUAUCCGUGUUUGUCUUAUCAAACCAGAAUCUCGUUGAGACUAAAACAGGUUCACAUCUGUAAACAUCCGCUAAGAAGUUCGUGUUUACAGGCACAGGGAGUCUGAGACAGCUGAUAAUAUGUGUGGAGUCUGAGUAUUGUCCUCUGUUUUAAAUAAGAAGCCCUUCAUUUAUUCUGUGGGAGAAGAAGCAUCACCAUCCAUGGCCAACAAACCAACUGGGCGAGGCUUAUACAUUCGGGAAAAUCCAGAUGCCGAUGAGUGCUGUGAAAACAUUCCACCCGGGGGCACUGUUAAAGCUGGGACUUCUAAACUCAAAUGGCCCCAUGAAGAAAACAAGCCUCUUUCUGACACCUGCACCUUUUCAACCCCUGCUCCAACAGGCAGCAAGCCAAAGUCACGGAUUUCUUUCCAGUCUGCUCUGACACCAAUUUUAAAAUACUUAAAUAUUGGCAACAAAUCUCCAGAAAGUUCAACACAUGAAAAUAAUCGUCGUCAGACACUUUCUCUUUUCUCCUUUGGUGCAGCCACAGCAGAUUGUCAAAAAUCAACAAAAGGUUCUGUCCAACAGUUAAACUCAGAUCCCCCUAGUAGCUAUUCUGGGCAAUUAUUCAGUGACAUGGAUGGUCCUGUGUCCUUUCUAGGUGACGAAUGCUUGCCAGAAGUGACCCUAUUUGAUUCUAUAUGUGAUUCUACCAUACAGCUUACUAGAAAUGACUCCCCUGCUCCUGACUGCACACCUGCAACUUCUGCGAGCACAAGCCCUAAAAUAAAUAUUCCUGAAAUUCAUCCUCCUGAUCUUUCACAACAUAUGGCAACAACAGAGAUUACAGACCCAGAUGUCAAAAUGAUUGAUGCCUCUCAGAACAAGCAUGCUCCGGUCCCCUGGCUGAUACUUGACAAAUUCUUGCCAGAAAUUACUCUCCUUGAUGUUACACGUGAUUCACCAUUAUCACCAGGAGAACAGACAUUCUCCAUGGAUGUGACUCAGGCUCUUCCGCCGCUUGAUUUGAAACGUGACAGGUCUUUUAACGGAAUGGAAAAUGGAAAAAUUGCGGCACAGCCUAGCAGUUCAGAUGUCAUCUCGGGCGAAAAGUUGCCAAGUACAAGUGUACAAUCCGACAAGUGUGUGGGGGAAAGCACAGCAAAAACCUCUUUGGAUGUAACUCAGGAUAUUACUAUGGGAAGUGUUUUGGAAAAUAGCAAGUCUUCAUCAGAGCCCAGUGAAUGUAAUAUAGAGACGAGUCAAGCAUCAGCAGGGGAUACACUUGGGAAAAAUCCUGCUAAUGUUACUCGAGAAAUAAUAUCUUCUAGUGACAUAUCUGCAGACUCUAAUGUGGAGUGCAGCGCUAAUCAAAAAGUUACCUCAGAGAUCCGGGAAGAACCUGUGGAGUUUUCUGGUAAACUUGAAGCUAUCAUUGAAGAGCUGAUUGCCAGCCAUGAAGCAAAGUCAGCCAGCGAGCCCAGUGGACAAAAUAUGAAGAUGAGCUCAACAUCACCUGAUGAUACAUUUAGCAGUCAACCAGCUAAUGUUACACAUGACACAACCUCGUCCAAUAACACAUCAGCUCAGAGUGUAAGGUCUACAUCGAAUAUGGAGUGUAGUAGUAGUCAAAAGAACGUCCCCUCAGAACUUGUCGAAUCUUGUCACAAAGUAAACGAUGAGGACACUGAGUUGAAAAACUACGCGACACAGCCAAACCCAAAAGCAUCAGCCUCCGGGAAUGGGACAUUUAAUGUCGUGCAGGCCGCUGAUCUGAGCGUGUCUACUGAUUUAAAUACUACUGCUUCAGUUUCCCACUCUCAGAAUAAGACACUGGAUCUUCCUCCAUUUAAUGUAAGCUGCACCAAAGAUGGGACUUCAGGUCAAGCAAGUUUUGGCACCACUGAAACAUCCCCCAUCACAAAUCAAAAUUGCUCAUCUGUAAAGCAAUGUGCUCCGUUUGCUGUGCAGAACACCACAUUUGAAAAGCAUUCUCUGCAUAAAAGCAGUGGCAGCACAGUAUUAGGGGAAGACCUCAAGAACAACACCUUUGAUUCUCAACCACCUUCCAAGAAGAGCGACACAGUAACUUUGUUGGAAACGGUCCAGAGUGACAGUAGCCAAAUUGCUUCAAAGCCUAAUAGCACAAUAACUCUGACAGAAAUGAGCUCAUGUGACGGUCACCAAAGUGCUUCCAAGCCAAAUGGAACAAUAACUUUAUCAGAGGUGAACCCGAGUGACGAUCACCACAAUACCUCCAGGCCCAAUGGCACCAUAACUUUGUCAGAAACAAGCUCAUGCGACAUUCGCCCGAGGUCUUCAGAGAAGCCCUCCACACCUGAAGUCGGUAAUCUAACCACCAGCCCAAAAGACAACAAUAUUGACAUUGCCCCUGAUCUAUCAAAGCAUAAUGUUACGACAGAUGCUAAGGACCAUAGUGCCAAGGAGGUUGAAACCCACGAUGACGCUUCUGAAGGUGGUAGCUGUGAGACUAAAGAUCUUUCAGGUCUGCCUGUGGUGGGCAGGCUCUCCGAUUCUUUAAACCGUCAAAGCUUUGGUGCAGUGAACCUCAAAGCCAAGUCUUUCAAUUUGGAUGACACCCUGGAUUUAAAGGCAGACUGCUUGAUUACUUCAACACCAAUGACUAACUGUAAAAUGUUCAACUUGAACACUGAGCAAGUUGAGGGCUUACACAUAGGAGUACAGAAGAAGCUGUACACAGAUGGUCCCGGGAAGCCAGCUGAUCAGGUGCCAUCAGACCCUCCAUCAAACCUUGUCUGUGACCGUAAAACAUUCUUGAAACUGCCAGCUGCUAAAUCCCUUUGCCCUCCCCCGAAAGCUGGAGCUCAGCUGAUGAAAUCAAAGUCACAUUCCUCAAUUCCAGCCAGGUUGAAUACAGUGGCAUCCAACUUACCUACGAAAAGACAAAGAACCCAAGCUGAAGCUUCAAGAAACACUGCUGCCACUGCCCCUGAUGCACCCCAGGGGACCACAGGAGUAACAUCCUGCUACAACCUGCGUGCUACAGCAACAGGAUCCAAGCUGCCCGCUUGUGGCUCACAAAGAUCGCAGUUUAGUGGAAUCCCAUCAGGGAUCCAGAGAGCUACUAUGUGUCUUAGGCCACCUUUAACAAGAAGCAGUACAGCAAUUUCUUCAAGUACCGACAAGCUCUGUGGACCUACAGCAACUAACCCUGUGACCAAGACUUCACAAGCAAAGAAGCACCCUCUAACCAGAGCUGAAAGUUUGCUAGUGUCAAAGAGGAAGAAAAUGGAUGCUUCCGAUCCAUGCAAUAGUGUCGAAGCUCCAGUAUCUGCCUGUGAUGCUACAAACAAAGCGACAAUCCUCAAGCAGCCCAGUAAGAGAGCUUUGCCUGCCAAAGCUCAAGGACAAGGUUGUGCAAAAUGUGCUGAGCUUGAAGAACAACUUAAACUGAUAUCAGAAGAAAACACAAGGCUGAAAGAAGAGUUGCUGAAAUACACUAAACGAGAUGUCCCAGUGAAAUCCCAGUGUUAAUACUUUAAAGCAUAUCUGCUGUUUUUUAAUGUUUAUAAUUACAUAAAAUAAUUUACUCACUGAA